Paramuricea clavata is the source of this 3237-nucleotide messenger RNA. NCBI's taxonomy places the organism in Eukaryota, Metazoa, Cnidaria, Anthozoa, Malacalcyonacea, Plexauridae. The record is from the annotation of a GenBank genome assembly.
AUGGACGCAACUGACAAUGCCGGACGGAAUUCUAAACGUAACCGUCGUGUGGAUCAAGGUACACAAGACGAGAGAACUGUCUUAGUGGUCCCUCGGGAAAUGCGCACAGAUCUGUUAAAACUUGCACAUGACGAUCCUAGCUCAGGACACAUGGGGAUCAACCGUUGUGUGGAACGAUUACAACAAAAAUACUAUUGGCCAGGUAUGACUUCAGAAGUUCAGUUGUGGGUGGCCGAAUGUGAGCAAUGUAAUCGCCGCAAGACACCUGCAGUAACCACAAGGGCCGAUGAAAAGCAACGAAGUCGUAAAAUCAAUGGAACUGUGGGCAAUGGAUAUCCUCGGUCCCCUCCAUAUUACUGCUGGAGAAAAUUAACCAGUAUGUUUUGGUCAUGUCCGACCAUUUCAGUAAAUGGGUAGAAGCAGUACCAUUACCAAACCAGAGAGCAGAGACGGUCGCAAGAGCAUUUGUGGAUGAGGUAAUUGCUCGCCAUGGCGUUCCAACCAAGUUGAUAACGGACCAGGGACGGAACUUUGAGGCAGACCUUGUGAAGGUGUUUGAAAUUCUAGGGGUGAAGAAGUUACGUACGUCACCUUAUCAUCCCCAAACAGAUGGUCAGGUAGAGAGACUAAACCGGACUUUGGAGUGGAUACUUACAAUCUAUGUUAAUCAGGAUCAUAACGACUGGGAUAUCCACCUACCACUGGCUCUAUUCGCCUACCAAAAUAGCGUGCAUGCAUCUUCUGGCGUGUCUCCUCUCCGUGCAGUUUAUGGUCGCGAGGCGACAACACCACUGAUACUCUUAAGCUCGACGACGGAAACGAAGAAGCAACUAAUUUCAAACUAUAGUGAUGAGUUAGAGAACACGCCGAAAGAUGUGCAUAACAUAAUUUCUCGCCGUAUAAGUCUUGCACAACAGAAGCAGGAGAAGAAUUACGAUCAGCAACACAAAACAGACAAAUGUACUGAGUUAAAGGAAGGCGAUCGGGUAUGGUUAAAUAACCGAGCAGUCCCAAAAGGAUUGAGCCGCAGGUUCCAUUUUCAGUGGGCUGGACCUUACGUGGUUUUAGGUUGAAUCUGGAAAAGGAAAAAUGGUACACCGAAACCGUCUUAAGUUGGACAAGAAACAAUCAAGAGGUAAUUGCAUUGAAAGAUCCGAGGAAAAACAGCCGGAUGCGACUACGUACGAGCCUGAGGUACUUCACCAAGAAAUCCCUGCAGGUACACUUGUAGAACCGGCUCCCUUACGGCGCUCAGCACGUAAUCGCAGACAGCCUGAAAGAUACCAAGGCUAACGCCCGUAUUCUAAAAGCUCACUCACACUCACUCACACUCACAUUCACACUCACACUCAAUGAGUGAAGGUUCAAUCUGAGCUUUUCUUGAGUGUCAAUGCUGUUUUUGAAUAGCGGGAGGGUGAGUAGUCACACAGUAAGGUACGACACUAACCCUCCAGCUAUUCAAAAACAGCAUUGACACUCAAGAGAAGCUCAGAUUGAACCUCCACUCAUUGAGUGUGAGUGAGCUUGUAGAAUACGGGCGUAUGACUAAAUGGAUGUUGAGAUCGAGGACACUUUCCGCUAAAAGAGAGAGUAAUGUAAUAUGCAGUGACAUGAAGUAGCAUACAUGAGAUAUAGACCGUGGGCCAUAGGCCUAGCCAGUGCGCUUAUGAGAGGCAUUACCCCCCUGGACGUCUGCCAUUCCAGUGAAUGCUUCUCAAACGCGCACUGGCUAGGCCCAUGGCGUCAACAUUUUGAUGACGAAUUACGGUUACGGCAAAAUCAUUGGAAAAUCAUAGGAAAAACCAAGAAGUUGGGCUUCUGUGUAGUCCAUUCUGUGCCGUGGGCUCAGGGACGUCGUUUUUGAUCAGUGUUUUUGUGUAAGAGAUAAAGUGUAAAAAGAAAUAUAGAUUAAAGCAGUGUUUGUAUAAGUCGUUUUAUACUACAAUAUUUUACAAGCAGAAGUGUCUUUAACGACCUUUUUUAAAUUAAUUUGAGCUUUCAAAGUCUUCAGCGUAAACUUUUGCACCAGUUUUCGUUCUCAAAUAAAUCGUUGUUCAUGCUGACAAAUCAUGGCGUAGGUUUUGGUAUAUUAAGCUAUGCCUAUUUUGUAUGGCCUUCCCAUGAGGCAUGAGGACAUGUGGACAUUACUCAGUCCCCUCUACAGGCCCUCAUGCCUGCAUAAUGGAAGGUCACAAUUUCUAGAGGGCCUGCAGAAUUUUGUAAACAACAUGGGCACUCUUGCUUAUGCCAUAACCUAUGCCAACAAAGCAUUUUGUACUUUAUUAUUGCAUACUUAAAUAAAAAAAUAAUGACUAAUAUUUUACAAGAUUCCGCAGGCACCGCAGGAAUUAUAUGUGACCUUCUCAUGGUGAAGAAGGACCUGUAGAGGGAGGGGGCAGAAAAUUACUUGCCACAGGAGACUCGAACGAGUCAAAAUGCCCUUAUAAAUUCACCAUUUUGUGGUGACAAAACUUUGAUCUAUUAUUUCUAUGAACACGAUUACGAUAAGAUUAGAAUUAUGGUAAUAGGAAAGGUUUAGAAAUAAACCAUAAGAUUUAUGAUUUGGAUUUUAUGGUAGAGAGAGGGUAUGUAUGGGUUUUAUUAAGGAUAAAAUAAUAAUAGUUAAUAGGAAAUGUUUGGAUUAGGCCUGAGAUCAAGGUAAAGGUAAGGUAAGAUUAGGACAGAGUUAAACUAUUUGAUAGGGUCGCUAUCAAGAGCAGCUGAAGUCUAUUUUCAUUUAUUAAUCGCCAUUACUCUCAUUUAUACAUAAGGUACCGUUCAUUUUAUAGCUGGGAGGGAGGGUGGGCCACCCGAAAAAAAGAGACCAAAAAGCAAGCGGGGGAAUAUUGCCAAAAGGGGGCCACGGGAAAAUAUUUGAAGAUUUAACCAUGAUCGACUGAAAUCACACCGAUUUUCUCAAAUCAAGUAUCAUUUUUUAAAAGAGAUUUUACAAAUUCUGCACCCUGUAUUUUGUAUGUGAACAGACAAUCCCUUUUUGAAAUAACAAAACAAAGUUUACAAACAACAAUAAUUGAUUCUACAGGUUUAAGUCCGAUUGUGCAAAACAUGCCACCAGUUAUUACUUAUCAGCUGCAUCAACAUCGCCUUCACCCUGCUGCUGUCAUCUGCCACAACACUUUCGAAAUUGGUCUCGCUUGCAUCAUAUCCUCUGAUUCAUCUUGUCCCACAAUCAACCUCAUUCUACUGUUCAGGAUAAAGAAUGGGAAACCAUCCUGA